Messenger RNA from Tachysurus vachellii, 1024 nucleotides. It is a transcript of the gene c8h2orf76, whose product is annotated as chromosome 8 C2orf76 homolog. Lineage: Eukaryota; Metazoa; Chordata; Actinopteri; Siluriformes; Bagridae. Bases 217 to 606 code for a protein of 129 amino acids. The transcript has 5 exons. The record is from RefSeq and is a predicted model, not a curated record.
UUUAGUCUGAAACGAUAUUAAAACAAAACAAAAAAAAAGAAAUAAAUAAACAGUGAAAUGUGCAGGACAGUGUGUAGUUCAUAACCACGUUGUUAUUCUCAUUUGUUUGAGUAGUUGAACCUCUAAGGAAAGUCUAUAAACAGUGAGUAAGUUUAGUUAUAUAAAUAGUAGCAUAGUAGCAUAGUUAGCUCUACAACCCUUUUAGCUUGAGUGCUAAUGUUGACAGUCAUGUCAUCUGAAGCUGUUCUCACUGUGCGCCUGGUUCGCUCUUUUGAACAUCGCAACUUCAAACCAGUGGUGUUUAGUGGUGUGAAAUUAGAUCAGAAUGUCGAGGAGUUUAUUGCUUUUGUAAAGAAAGAUGUUUCUACCAGAAGUGGAUUACCACCACCUUUUAAGAAAUAUGAAUAUGACACCAUGAAGAUCAUCCAUCAAGCACAUGGAGCAAAGACUAAUGAACUGGUGAUGAGUUUAGAGGAUGAUGAAAAGCUGAUAUUGCAGAAUGGCCUCGAAUUACGAGCAUGUGGCAUAGCCAAUGAAACAGAGCUGGCCUUUUUCAAGAUGAGUGACUAUGAAAAGUACAAGGCCAAUCCCCAGACUGUGUGGUAAGACACAGGAAAGUGACAUGUGUGACGGAAUCCUGAUGUGUUUUUAUUUAGAAGAAACAGUGCAACAUCCUGAACAGCUUCAUGUUUACCUGUGUUUAAAUUGUCCAGGAUCAGCCAGACCAAAAAUACUGUUUUAAAUUUGCACCAGUUUCUUCAAGUCAUUUAAAAAAAUCACUUUCUUAACAGACUUUAUUUUUAGACAGACAUGAUUUAAAGUUCCAUAAGUUGGAUAGAUUUAUUAAGAGGAGAGUUAUUUUGGUAUAGCUUGUACCAUUUCACAGAAAUGUAUGCACCGACAAAUUAUUUACCAGUAUAAAAUGUUUCAAGUUUUAAUACCACCUGUGUUCUUUUAAUUAUUUAACAGUCGGUGGUGCAUGAGCCUGUAAUUUGUUUUAUUAAAUACGUUUCUUUAAAACCAA